UAACUAUUUAGUUGAGUGGACGCGCGAUAUUUUGCUGGCGAUGCAAGUUUUCGGAAAUGGCUACUGCUGAGAUAUUGCAAUUGGAUAUAUGGAAAGGUGACUGGGGUCUUCCGUCAGUCGAUAUAGAGUGUUUGCAAGUCCUGGCAUAUGCUAAAUUCAGUGGAGUACCUUUGAAAAUAAAUCUAUCAAGCAAUCCAUUUAAAACCCCAAAUGGUCGAUUACCAUUGCUUAGGAUUGGUAUAAAUACUUUGGAUACAGUUAAAGAUAUAUUGCCAUUUUUUAGAGCAAAACAUUAUAAUUCUGACUAUACAUUAACUGAUAAGCAAUGUGCAGAUGUCAUGGCAUAUGAUGCUCUGCUUAAGGAAAAGUUGUAUCCAGCCUUGCAAUUUAUAUGGUGGAUAGAUAAAAAAAAUCUAGAUGAAUUAAUUAGACCAUGGUAUUGCAAAGCAUUACCCUUUCCACUUAAAUUCUAUUAUCCAGGAAAGUUUGAACGGCAAGCGCAUGUGUUGAUGCAAAGUUUAUAUUCUAUGGAAGAUAACAUAGAUACUAUCGAAAAUGAGGUAUAUUCAGAGGCACAAAAAUGUUUGACAUUACUAUCUAUGAGACUUGGAGAUGGAGAUUUUUUUUUUGGGCAACAACCUAGCACAAUAGAUGCCAUUGUGUAUUCGUAUUUAGCACCAUUACUCAAGGCACCAUUACCAAAUCCAGUUCUACAAAAUCAUCUGAAGAAUUGCACAAAUCUAGUGAAGUAUGUGUCACGUAUAUCACAAAGGUACUUUGAAUAUGAAUAUCAGACUUAUGAAAAGGAUAAAGCUGAGAAAAACGCUGAAAAAUUAGGAGAAGACAAUGAUUGCGAAUUUCCAAAUAAAAGAAGGAAUCAAAUUCUUGCUGCAUUUGUUGCUAUAUUGGCCAUGGCAGGAUAUGCGUUAUCUACUGGUAUUGUAGAGGUGCUAAUAUAUUUAUUAAGAAGCAGAAAAUUUAUUAAGGUUCCUAAGAAGAAAAGGAGACGUACCAGUAAAGGAUGACGAAAUCUCAGACAUGUCGGCAGAAUAUAUAUUGGAUGAUGGGGAAGAUGAAUAACAGUUAGCAAAACGGAAAUUAUGUUUUCAUGAUAAAAAUAGGAAAUAUGUAACCACAAAAGAAAGAGAGUAUAUCUUAUUUCGUGUAAUGUGUUACAAUAAUUUCUGUUGGAAAUUCUUGGUGUGGAAUACUAUAUUCGUGAUAAAGAGAGAAAAGAAUAUUAUAUGAUGUAAGGAUACCAAAAUAUAUAUCGAAUAAAUAUUUUGAGAUAUAUGAUGAUA
Messenger RNA from Cataglyphis hispanica, 1301 nucleotides. RefSeq names its product metaxin-1. NCBI's taxonomy places the organism in Eukaryota, Metazoa, Arthropoda, Insecta, Hymenoptera, Formicidae. Gene Ontology annotation, cellular component: SAM complex. The coding region runs from base 57 to 1025 and encodes 322 amino acids. Gene Ontology annotation, biological process: mitochondrion organization. The transcript is spliced from 6 exons. The record is from RefSeq and is a predicted model, not a curated record.